Anopheles merus is the source of this 3814-nucleotide messenger RNA. It is a transcript of the gene Atg9, whose product is annotated as autophagy-related protein 9A. Gene Ontology annotation, cellular component: autophagosome; phagophore assembly site. The record is from RefSeq and is a predicted model, not a curated record. Bases 1 to 2961 code for a protein of 986 amino acids. The transcript is spliced from 12 exons. NCBI's taxonomy places the organism in Eukaryota, Metazoa, Arthropoda, Insecta, Diptera, Culicidae. Gene Ontology annotation, biological process: autophagy of mitochondrion; protein localization to phagophore assembly site.
AUGACGACGAGCCGGCAGUUUGACGCAAAAACGUACGACACACUGACCAACCAGGACACCAACCCGUUCGCCGACAAACGCUCGCCAACGAUCGAGGAAGAGGACACACCGCAGGUGAUACACGUCGUGCCGGAGACCAGUAAAGCACGAUGGAACCAUAUAGAGGAUUUGGAUUCGUUUUUCACCCGCGUCUACAUCUACCACCAGAAGCAUGGGUUUUACGUGAUGAUGCUGCAGAAGCUGUUCGAGCUGUUCCAGUUCGUGUUUGUCGUGGUGCUGAUCACGUACAUGUUCAACUGCAUCGACUAUGCGAUCCUGUUUCGUGACAAAAUCAUCGACCAAGAGUCGAAGGUUUCGCUCGGCGAUGCCAUGAUCGGUGUGUCGGAGUGUGCCGCCAACCUCGGCGCCUUCCAGUGGAUGGCGCUAGUGCUGGCCGGUUUGUUUUGGACGUUUCGGUUGUUUAAAUUCUUCUAUCAAUUUUUCCAAUUUUGGGACAUUAAAAUGUUCUACAACACGGCGCUCAAGAUCGAGGAUGCCGAUCUAGACAAUCUAACGUGGCACGAGGUACAAAAGUGCAUCCGAGAAGUGCAGUCCGAGAUUCAGAUGAGCAUCAACAAGGAGCAACUGACUGAGCUAGAUAUUUAUCAUAGAAUAUUAAGAUUUAAAAACUAUAUGGUAGCAAUGAUGAACAAAUCGCUGCUACCUGCCACCACCAAGCUGCCAUUGCUAGGAAACGUAGUGCUAAUGAGUCAAGCGCUCCGCUACAACAUAGGACUAAUACUGUUCUGGGGACCAUGGUCACCGUUCGAGAACAGCUGGCACCUGCGGGAGGAGUACAAGCGGCCCAGCAUGCGGAACGAGCUGGCGGCAAAACUGUCGAAGCAAAUUUUGUGGGUCGCCAUAGCCAACUUUAUACUCUCGCCGUUCAUCUUCAUCUGUCAGCUAAUGUACUUCUUCUUCAACUAUGCCGAUUUGAUCAAAAAAGAGCCCGGCACGCUGGGUGUACGCUGCUGGUCACAGUAUGGCAAACUGUACCUGCGCCAUUUUAACGAACUCGACCACGAGCUGGACGCGCGACUGACCCGCGCUUACCGACCGGCGGUAAAAUACAUGAACUCGUUCUCUUCACCACUGCUUACCGUAAUAGCAAGAAACAUCGCCUUCGAUGCUGGAGGUGUCGCGUCCCUUAUCCUGCUGCUGGCUAUCUACGACGAGGACGUGUUUCAGGUGCAGCAUGUGCUCACGCUCUUCACGAUUCUGGGCAUGAUCAGCGUUAUUGCGAGAUCACUUAUACCGGACGAGAAUAUGGUGUGGUGUCCGGAGCAGCUGCUGCGAAACGUGUUAGCCCAUGUGCACUAUCUACCCUCAGUCUGGCGUGGCCAUGCCCACAGUUCGGUCGUGCGUGAUCAGUUUGAACUGUUCUUUCAGCUGAAAAUUAUGUACAUUUUGAAUGAACUGUUCAGCCCGCUCGUUGCACCGUUUGUGCUGCUGUACGAUCUGCGCCCGAAAUCGCAACAGUUGGUCGACUUCUUCCGCAACUUCACCGUGGACGUGGUCGGUGUCGGGGACGUGUGUUCCUUCGCCCAGAUGGACGUCCGCAAGCACGGCAACCCGGACUGGCAGAUACCGGUCGUGGCGGACGAUAAGGACAGUGAGAGCGAAACGCCGCUCAUAUCGCCCGACGACGGUGGUGGUGCCCGGGUACCACCACCACCAGCGGGACCAACAGUGCGCCCUGCCGGUGCUGGUGCCGGUGCUGCGGCGGCACAGUACAAUCAGGGCGAGCACGGCAAAACCGAACUGUCGCUCGUCCACUUCACCCUUACCAAUCCCACCUGGCAGAUGCCGCCGGAAGCGAAACAGUUCGUGCAGGGCAUCAAGCGGCACGCGCUGCACGAUCUGAACCGGCAGCGGGGCAUGAUGCUCGGCCUGCACAACCCGACCGCGAUGGGCCAGAGCCUGCUGUCGGUGGAAAGCAUGGGCGCGGAGUACUCGUCCAUCAUACAGCCGAUCCUGCAAACACACAACCUUUCCAACUCGCAGCAUCUGGGCCUGUCGAUGCAUCUCGGUGCCGGUGGGUUCGGUUCGCCCGUACCACCGAUGACGCCCGGCUACGGGCCGGCGGGCAUGAUGCCAUCGACCGUGCAGCAGCAGCCCGCGCCUCAACACGGUGGUGCAGGUGUGCAAUCCUCCCACCAGUACCAUUUCGGGCCACAAUCGUACGAUUUUGAGCGUAUGCUGCAGCAAAACCUAACCGACGCGAGCACGGUAGCGCCGAACAUGCCGGCACGCAGCACCUUCCUGGCGGACAUUCAUGAGAAUGACGAUGAAACUGCGGGUGCACCGCCCGCGCUGAUGCCGGAAGUGCUGCAGCCCGGCAUCGAUCAGACGGCUCCUGCGGCGAUGGGAGUGGAUCCAGAGCUGGAGGAGGGCAGCCGCUACGCUGCUACGUACGCCACCGACGGGAUGGUGUAUAGUACGCGUGGCGGAAUGUCCCGACGGGAGGGACCGGCCGGAGGAUCGCGCACGGGAUUACUUUCGAGUCUCUAUGGCGAGCUGCCCACGAAUGUACCGGCACCGUACGAAUUUACGACGGCCGACAUGUGUCUUAGUACGCUGUACCUGCACGAGUUGCAUCACAAUCAUUUGCGACGUCACGGUGGUAGCUUGAGGCUAGAUAUGGGCUCACCACCACCACCGAGCGGUUCGGCCCAGCGUCCCACCACCACGUUCGCGUCCCGGUUUAUGGGACCGGGAGGGAUUCGCCCGUUCGGUACAGUUGCUCAACCCUCGCUAGUCAGCCAUCCGUUGCGUACGAUUGCGCCGGGUAUUAUCGGUGGUGGUGGCGGUGAAGCCACCGCGGGCCCUUCCGGUUCGCUGGAAGCCGGCAGCAGCAGCCGUUCGAUGGGAGGUUCGGCUGCCGCCGAACGAACGCCGCUGCUCGGUAGCAAAAAGUCAUAGCACCGGGCGGAGUGGGUCUAACGGAGCGCGGCAAAUGAUGCUUAGCCAGGAGCAAGGGUAGUAGCAGUAGGGGUUAAAGGUUGAACUUAAGGUGCGAGUGCGAGUGUGUGUGUUAGUACCGGUGGAAUGGAAAGGAAUGAAUGUGAUUUGCCUGUACUGUUGUCGUCUCCAAUCGUGUGUUAGGCCAGAGUUUACUGUGGAACUGGAAAAGUGAUAAAGGCAUACUGAGCUAGCAAAUACUACUACCAAUCGUCGUGUGCGUCAAAACGUAACGAUCGAAACACAACGAAGAGAGUACUAUUCAAAGUGAAUAGUUUGAUGCCAACGUUGGGCGUGCUAUUGUAAAUAAGGUGUUACUCCAAGACGGUUCGUAAACCAUUUUUUUUUCAAGGCAACUACUACUACUAAAGAAUGCUAAAUCUGGGAUCAACGGUAGGUAAACCGGGAGAAAGCAAAAUUAAACAAAAAACGCAUGAUUGAGUAUUGCUUGUACUACUACCACGCUGCCGUUGGUAAAGGCUUCUCUGAAAGAUGAAGGCCACUUUUAACGUACCAUCAUCAUCAUCCCCACUGCCCCGCUGUGUGUGUGUGUAAAAUGAUAGCCAAAUGGAUCGAGUUGCGCGUGAUAUAAUAAGAAAGGCAGCAUAUAAGAAAGGGGAAAGCUCCAUCGAGUAAAGCGACAUUCGAAAAGCUUCGUGUGAAAAGCUGUUUUUAAUGCGAUGUUGUGUGAUUUCAUCUUUUGAUCUUUAAGCAUAACUCUAUAACUCACGCGACGCAAAGUGAAACUCUGUGAAUGGCGACGAUACCGCGAUAAGUUUGUUAAAAGCAUCAAAUAAACUUAAUACGUUUUCAA